Messenger RNA from Penicillium malachiteum, 1863 nucleotides. RefSeq lists its product as uncharacterized. The coding region runs from base 1 to 1863 and encodes 620 amino acids. Gene Ontology annotation, cellular component: membrane. The record is from RefSeq and is a predicted model, not a curated record. The transcript has 3 exons. Lineage: Eukaryota; Fungi; Ascomycota; Eurotiomycetes; Eurotiales; Aspergillaceae. Gene Ontology annotation, molecular function: dipeptide transmembrane transporter activity. Gene Ontology annotation, biological process: transmembrane transport; oligopeptide transport.
AUGGCUACCUCGGAGAUUGAACAGUUCUCAGAGAUCCAAGUCUCCUCUUUGACUGAGAAGAAUAUCAUCACCACAGAUAGCGAUGAGGUGGUGGACCCUCAUAAGCCGGAGAAAAGCCUCGUCUCGGAUUCAUACCUUUGGCAACUUGGCGAUGAAGAACCUGCCGAAGGUGAAUUGCAUGGUCCCAAUGCGCUGCGUCGUGUAUCAGCCCCCAUCCCAUGGGCUGUGUACACGGUCGCCUUCGUCGAACUGUGCGAGCGAUUCUCUUACUAUGGAACUCAAGUUUUGUAUUCGAACUUCGUGAACCAUUCCCUCCCUCAGAUCAAUGGCCCUGCCGGUUCGAAUCACUACACUGGUGCUGGUGGUGGGUCCUCUCAGGGUGUCUCUGGAGCUCUGGGUAAAGGUGUGGAGACUGCAAACGGAGUCAACACAUUCAAUACCUUCUGGUGCUAUUGUGUGCCACUCUUCAGCGCUUGGCUGGCCGAUGAGCACUGGGGCCGAUACAAGACUAUCUGCUGGUCUAUUGCGGCUGCGAUCCUGGUCAUCACUAAUACCAAUGCUUGUUUUGGUGUCUUCAUGCUUGGUGUCAUUAUUAUGGGCCUGGGCACUGGUGGUUUCAAGCCAAAUAUCUCCGCGUUGGUCGUUGAACAAAUCCCCGUGGUGAACUUGAAGGUGCGCACGCUGCCCUCUGGUGAGCGUGUGAUCAUUGAUCCUACAAUUACUCAGAGCCGAAUUUACCACUACUUCUACCUCUUCAUCAACAUCGGCGCCCUCAUCGGCCAGAUUGGUAUGGCCUACGCUGAGAAGUACGUCGGCUUCUGGUUGGCUUUCCUUCUCCCUACCAUUAUGUUCUUGACCACUCCCUUCGUGAUGUGGUGGGGUCGCAAGCGUUACCGUCAAACUCCUCCUCAGGGCUCCGUGACUUCCAAGGCUAUCCGAGCUUUCAUGUUUGCUCUCCGUGACCGCUGGCAUUGGAACCCAGUCAAACUGUGGAAGCGCACUCACGAUGGCACCCUGUGGGAAGCGGCAAAGCCAUCCAACAUCCCACCCCACUUGCGCCCUGCAUGGAUGACCUUUGACGAUGCCUGGGUGGAUGAGGUGCGCCGUGGUUUUGCUGCAUGUGCCGUCUUUUGCUGGUAUCCGCUAUACUGGCUGGCAUACGGCCAGCUGACCAACAACCUGACCUCCCAAGCCAGUACCAUGACUUUGCACGGUGUACCCAACGAUGUCGUCAACAACUUGGAUCCCUUUGCCCUGAUCAUCUGCAUUCCUCUAUGUGACGCCUUCCUGUAUCCUGGACUCCGCAAAAUGGGCUUCCAGUUUACUGCCAUCAAGAAGAUCUUUGUCGGUUUCAUUUUUGCAGCUAUUGCCAUGAUCUGGUCUGCUGCUGUGCAGUACUACAUCUACAAGACAUCCCCUUGUGGCUACAAUGCUAACGAUUGUUACACCGCUGAUGGCGCUAUCCGUGCGGCACCUCUCAGCGUCUGGAUCCAGACCGGUGCUUACAUUUUUAUCGCUUUGUCGGAGAUCUUCGCAUCCAUCACUUCUCUCGAGUAUGCGUACUCCAAGGCUCCACGAAACAUGCGUUCCCUGAUUCAGGCUAUCUCCCUUUUCACUAAUGCCAUCUCCGCCGCCAUCGCUGAGGCUCUGAACCCACUGUCCAGUGAUCCUCUGCUGAUCUGGAACUACGGUGUCUUUGCUGUUUUGGCUGGUGUUGGUGGAUUUGGAUUCAUUUGGCAAUUCUGGAGCCUGGAUAAGGAAGAAGAUGAGCUGAACAACUUGCCUGAGGGCCAUGUCAUGGCAGAUGAGAAAGCCGUUGUGGCUACUCUCGAAGCUGCUGAGAUUGGUCCUGUUAAGGGAUAA